UUAAUCAGAUCUCUAGACGGCAGACUUCAAGUGUUUCACCGUAAAGGUCUCCCUCACGUCAUAUACUGUCGACUGUGGCGUUGGCCUGAUCUCCAGAACCACCAAGAGCUCCAGCCUGGUGACCGCUGCGAGUACGCCUUCCACCUGAAGAAAGACGAAGUCUGUGUCAACCCUUACCAUUACGCACGAGUGGAAGUUGGUCAGUGGGAAAUCUUUUUUAUUUUUUUAUUAUUGCUUUUCCUGGGCAAAAAAAUCCAAAGAUGUGUUUGUCUUCAUUUUGCUAUCUUCUUAAUUGUCAUUCUGUGGUUAUUCUCUGUUUUAAAACCCUUAUUGACUUGAUUGUGUCUCCUAACAUUUCUUGAUGCAGAAAACUUUAUGAUAAAGAAAAAUUUAAUCAACUGCCACGACAACCUAUUUUUUUUUUCCACAACAGCUUUGCCACGAGUCCUCGUGCCUCGGCACACAGAGAUCCCAGAUAUCCUACCCAAACUUGAAGACUACAGUAAUACCAUACCCGAAAACACGGAUCUCCCAACCAACAGCAGUAUCAAUGAUACUACCUUCAAUAUAUCGGGUUAGUGUCUCUCGUAACUUGUUUGUAGCUGUCAUCAAAUAAGUCAUUGCCGUAACAUUGCAUUAUCAAAAUGCCUUUAACCUCACAGUUUGAAAAAUGUAUGACAUUCUGGACUAGCCAGUUGCUAUGCCACACACUUUUCAAUAUGGUACCAAUAGAUUUAUAGCAAACAUGCAUGCCUCAUGAUUUAUUUAUUUUUAAAUCAAUCAAAUGUACAACAUAUUCUUUAAAAUGUUGAAAAGAGUAUUGAAGAUGUAUUCACCAAACUCAACAAAAUCAUCUUAAAAGUAAUCCAAUCAUUUUCCCACAGAUACACCCUCCCCGGGGUAUCUGAGUGAAGAAGGGGACACAACCGACAGUCAGGGCAUGGGUAAGUUUUAUAGUUAUAGAACUUUCUAUCUUUUGAUGAAAUUUACGCCAUCUCCACCCAGAGAGCCAGUACAGACCUGCAUGUUUUCACCGGUAGGGUAAAUUUAUUUUUAGCAUUCAGAUAAUGCAGACUUACAUCAUCAAGAUCUUUCAGAUUUUUACUUUUAGUUCCUUGGAUGUGGAAUUUAAAAAUAACAAAAUACCGAAGUCACAAAAGUGAUGGACAAAAACUAAUUUAUUUAUUUUAAAAAGUUUUUAACAAAAUAUGUAAGUUGCAGAAAUGAUCAAUUGUAAAAAAUAAUUUCCUUUUUUUUUUUGUGACUCGCAGAAUAAUAAAUAUAACAAAUGACACAUUUCUUGCAAUAUUCUUGUAUAGAAGAUUAGUUUACCUGCCAUUAUAAAUUGCAGAAUUAUGAUAAACUGCAAUAAAAAAAAAAAUACAAUUUGAUUUUUACUAUUAAAAAAAUCAUGUUGAUCAUCAUAAGUGCUGCUUAAGAUAAGUUUCAUAAUAUGCCGAAAAUAGAUUUUUAAAAAAUGUGCAUGUAAUGUCAAACCUAAUAAAGAAUUAAGGAGUUUUAAAAAAGAAAAUUACAUUUCAGAUGGCAUAGACAUGUCACCCAGCCCACCUCCAUUAGGUAAGUUGCUAAAGUAACUGUAUACACUUCCAAUAAUGGACUUAGAUGAGUGUGAAUAUUCCGAUGUCCUUGGUGAAAAAGAACUAGUAUGAGUCCAUCAUUAAUGUUUUGCAAAAAGAAAAUGAAUUGAUUUCAAUAAUAUUAAUUUUAAAUGAAAGUCAGAGAGUUUAACUUAGACCAAUUUAUUAUGCAAAAGUAUAGUAGUCAUCAUUCUUAACAAAAGUAUGGUAGUCAUCAUUCCUAACAAAAGUAUAGUAGUCAUCAUUCCUAACAAAAGUAUAGUAGUCAUCAUUCCUAACAAAAGUAUAGUAGUCAUCAUUCCUAACAAAAGUAUAGUAGUCAUCAUUCCUAACAAAAGUAUAGUAGUCAUCAUUCCUAACAAAAGUAUAGUAGUCACCAUUCCUAACAAAAGUAUAGUAGUCAUCAUUCCUAACAAAAGUAUAGUAGUCACCAUUCCUAACAAAAGUAUAGUAGUCAUCAUUCCUAACAAAAGUGUAUUGACAUUAGUUAAAUCCCAUAACAACUGGUAACACUAAACGUAGGCGGCCAUGUUUUAAUGCGUUAAAACAUCUUUCCACAUUGGUGGUUAGGUUGUUGUUUUUUUUCUCACUCUGGGUUUACACACACACACUACCCGGACAAGAAAACCUGGUUUUCAGGGCCGAUAGGUCAGUUCCAUCAGUCUAUCUGUCCAUAAAUAGAUGGAAAGGAUGUCGUUGAAAAGAAAGUUCUACGACUCAGUGGUUGUGUGGCAAAUGCACACCCAUUGCACCACAUUGUUGUAGUCUUGUGUUUGCAAAAAUUUAAUUUAUAAUGUCCCGUGUUGUACUGUCUUUAAUUUUCAUUCUUUCCUCUUCAUGGUUUCAUUUCUUGAAUUUGUAAAAAUAAUUUUGGUUGUAAUUAGACUGUUUAUCUGACACUGUCCUAAUUUUUGGGCAUUUCGGCUUUGAUGUUUUUCCUCCUUUAGGCUGUCAGACUUGUUCUGUGAUGUUUUCCCUCAUAAGGAAUAUCAGACUUGUUUUCUAAUGUUUUCCCUCAAUUAGGCUAUCAUGACUGUUUCUGGUGUUUUCCCUCAUUUUGGCAAUCAGGCUUGUUUCUGGUGUUUUUCCUCAUUUAGGCUACCAGACUUGUUCUCUGAUGUUUUCCCUCAUUUAGGCUAUCAGAACUGUUUCUCAUGUUUUCCCUCAAUCAGGCUAUAAGACUUGUUCUUUGAAGUUUUACCUCAUUAAAGAUAUCAGACUUGUUCCCUUUCCUUCUGUAGACAACAACCCUGAGAUGCAGCCUGUCACAUACAAAGAGCCUGAGUACUGGUGCUCCAUAGCUUACUAUGAGCUGAACAUGAGGGUUGGAGAGACGUUUCAUGCCUCCCAGCCAUCACUCACUGUGGAUGGCUUCACAGACCCCAGCAACUCUGAACGAUUCUGUCUUGGUCUCUUGUCCAAUGUCAACAGAACUCAGCAGGUGGAAAUGACACGUCGACAUAUAGGUGAGAAUGAUGGAAUUCAUUUGUAUCUAGAAAUUUGCUAAAUUAAAAAGUCAUAAUUCUAGAGUGAUACGAUUUGUCAAAGUCUGUCUAUAAUUAUCUCAUCCCAUUUUAAUAAGUUUGUAAUUUAGAUUUAUUUGUUUAAAAAUGUCAUUGAAUUUGUUUAAAAUAAUAAAAUUCUUUGUGCUUACUAAUUGAAAUAUAGUACAGGACACGGCAGUUAAAUUAGUUUUUUAAAUUUAUUUCUUUUAUUUAAAGAAAUCCUUGUUAAAAUUGUAGGAUCAUUCAAAAAUGUUUUCUUAUUCAAAUGGUCAUUAUUAUUUCUGAGUAGUACUGACCAAGAUUAUGUCUACAAAAGUCUGAGAAGCUGGAUUUUCUAAAAUUGACCAAUAUUAUGUCCAAAAAAAAUACUAGUGAAUAUUUAGAAAAUUAUUGAACACAAACAUCAAAGUAAAUAAAAUAAAAUUGCAAGCAUAUUUAAAACACCUAAUAAUACCCUAAAACAGGCCUGCACAAUAUAUGGCCCAGCACCCACUUUUCGGCCCGCGAAGAAACGAAAUAUUCUUUAUUCUUAUUAUUUUCUUAAUAGCUUUCUGCACUGUUAUAUCUUCUUUUGGCCCGCAUUAGUCCUGCCCUAUUUUCUUUUGGCCCGCACAAGUUUUUUAUAAAGUAUUACGGCCCACCUUACAUUUUGAGUUGUGCAGGCCUGCCCUAAAAUGUACUUGAAAGUGUAUUACAUUAAUGGCGUUCUCAAGUCUGCAAAGCUAUGAUUAUUAUUGGAGGAUGGAAUGUCACAAUUUAAUUAAUUUUAACAGUUUGAACUAUUGCUUUUAAAUAUUCUGUGGCCCACAGAGUUGGCAUUGCUCUACAGCACUUGUUUACAUUCUUCAAUUUCAAAUCAUCUUGAUGAACUUAACCUAUAUUAGCAUGUAAAACAUGAUCAAGUAAAAUGGAAACCCCUAACUUACAUUUUUUACAAUUAUGAAUAGAUUUUUAAUGUAGGAGUAAUUAUAGUUGACUAGAAAAAAGCUUUGAAAUGCAUGCCAUGCACAAUGGUUGAGUGGUAGUUAAAACAAAAUAGCUCCCGGGAUUAGCUUCAUGAACGAUUUUUGUCCAAUAACUUCCACAGGGAGAGGAGUGAGACUGUACUACAUUGGGGGUGAGGUGUUUGCCGAGUGUCUAAGUGACAAUGCCGUCUUUGUUCAGAGCCC
Messenger RNA from Lymnaea stagnalis (great pond snail), 4272 nucleotides. Lineage: Eukaryota; Metazoa; Mollusca; Gastropoda; Lymnaeidae. The record is from the annotation of a GenBank genome assembly.